Chelonoidis abingdonii (Abingdon island giant tortoise) is the source of this 1573-nucleotide messenger RNA. RefSeq names its product immediate early response 5 like (gene IER5L). The record is from RefSeq and is a predicted model, not a curated record. NCBI's taxonomy places the organism in Eukaryota, Metazoa, Chordata, Testudines, Testudinidae.
GUGGCGAGGGGGGUGGCGGUGGCACGGGGGCGCAGGGCGCACCGGUGAUGGUGGCUCCCCUCGAAGCGCUGGCGACCCCCUGAGAGAGAUAGCGAGAGCGAGACCCCCCCGCACACCAACAGCAGCCCCCAGCCCCUUCCCGGCCCGGGUGGAUGCGGCCCGGGGUGUCUGGCUGCCAGCGCGGAGCGAGCAGAUGCUGGGGGGCCGGAGGAGGAUGGAGUGCGCCCUGGACGCCCAGAGCCUGAUCAGCCUCUCCCUGCGCAAGAUCCACAGCUCCCGCACCCAGCGCGGGGGCAUCAAGCUCCACAAAAACCUGCUGGUCUCCUACGUGCUCCGCAACGCCCGGCAGCUCUACCUGAGCGAGCGGUACGCCGAGCUCUACCGCCGCCAGCAGCACUACCAGGAGGGCGGCCUCCUGCUCGGGGCGCCACCAGGCUGCGCGCCCGCCGGAGAGAUCCCCCCGGAGUUCAGCCCGCUCCAGCUGGCGGCCGAGCCCGAGGACCCGGAGCCGGGCAUGCAGCAGCCGCGGAGCUGCGGGCUAGGCUGCGCGGCUGGGGGAGCCCUGGGAAGAGGCGGCGGCGACCUGCUGGAGGUCCCCGUGUGCGCUGCGCUCCUGCCCGGUGCGCCCCAGGAGGACGAGCCGCUGGAGCUGCAGCCCAGCCCGCCCCAGCAUCCGCAGCCGGCGACCCCUUCGGCGCUUCGCAGAGACUCUUCCCCCGGCUUCUACCGGGGCGGCGGCGGCAGCAGCGCUUCUCCGGGGCUGCUUUACCCGGUGCCGACGAGCUGUGACUUCGGCAGCCCGGCGCCUCCGGGUUCGGCCAUGAGCUCAGCGAGCGGCGGCGCCUCGGCGCAUUGUAGCAGCCGCACCACGGUGCUGGACCUGGACACCCAUGUGGUGACCACGGUGGAGAACGGCUACCUGCACCAGGACUGCUGCUCGCAGUGCCCGUGCUGCUGCCAGGGCGCCGCGGGACUCGGCGCCCCGCCACCUACCCCGGGCACCAAGCGCAAGUACUACCCCGGGCAGGAGGACGAGGAGGACGGGGACCCAGGAGGGGUGGCGGUGGGGGGCGGCUCCCCCUUCUCCCUUUGCAGCAAGCGAGCCCGCUUCGAGGACUUCAGCCCCGAGCAGCCCCCGGACUCUUCCAACAUCUCCAACUUGAUCUCCAUCUUCGGCUCCGGCUUCACGGGGCUGGUGAGCCGGCAGCAGGCGGACUGUGAGCAGCCCCUGAACGGGCAGCUGUGCGGCAAGCAGGCGCUGGCCAGCCUGGGAGCCUGGACUCGAGCCAUCGUAGCGUUCUAGGGGCGGGGAUGGACGCGGGGGGGAGCGAUCCCAGGGACACGGACUCCGGAGGGGCCCCUGAAACAAAGAGGGGGCGGGCGGGGGAGGGGAAGGUGAGCUCAUGUUUUCUAAACUGUACAAUAAAAAUCGCAGAUCUUGGGACUUUAUUUUUGCAGAGAUGAAAAGCACCUAUUUAACUAUUCCGUGUGUCCGCUCGGGCUCUUUUUGUAUGGAGUGCGGGGGCGACUCGAGCCCGGGAGCCUGCCACGUGAGGCGAGGGCUGCUGCCCCG